UCCCCCCAUAUUCAGAAAGGCGUCUCGCUUUGCUGUUGCCAGAGUAGCAACUCCUUUUCGUUCACUCACUCGCUUUCUCCACGACUCAGAGCACCCGUUUCUGACUUGCUGCUGCGGUGCCCCCAGCUCUUGAAUGACGGUCGAUGGCCAACUCGACGUAUCAUGCAUGGAGAAUCAAGGGACGCGGCUGAGAUAUUUCAUGCUCCGUGGUUGCCUUGGGGAGUUCUGCUCCGAGACGGCGGCCAACGUCGCGACUCGUCUGGAAUAACGACGAGCUCGGUGGUCUUCUGUGCGCUGAUUCGAGCAAACGGCGACUCGAGCGUUGGCGUCGACGGCUCACAACUAACUAACUUGGUCGCGGUUCAAGCUGACGUGUAACGCUCUCUAUCUUGAAGCCCUCUCAUUUAUUCCGUAACUCCUACCAUCUGAGAACUGUUUAUAGCUGCUGGUAGCUGCUCAAAAGGUCGCGACUAAAUUAUAAUUAGGAGCACCGACAAUCGCAUACAGUCUCGCCACAAGUCAACUCUGUUCUUAGCUUCUGACAGCAGCAUCCUCCUGAUCGCAGUCUCGGGCCGUGCUCUUCUGUAAAUCGUCAACUGGCCCGGAGAUUAAGUAUUGUGAAGCGCCACGACGCCGUCCUUUCCAUAGCUUACAGCCGCUGUACGCCAUCCAGUAAGCAUGGCGACCGACAUAUUAACAGCGGCGCACUUCUCUAGCGAGACUAGUCCUCUCAAUUCGCGGCUUCGUUCCUCCACCCUCCUCCGCUCUUGCUCGCUCACCUCCCCGCUUCUCCGGCCGUUCUCUCCCCCGAGCCAACGGCCCGCCAUCGGCGGAGCAUCUUCCCCGCGCCAUGGCUUCCAAAUGCGCCCUCUCCCCUCGCCGUUGCGGCUGUCGUCGCCUCCAGCGGGUUCGCGGACCCCUUCAGUUGCGGCGAGCGCCGUGGGCGGCGAGCGAGGACGCGCUUCAGGUUUGGGGCUAGGACGCGGCCUGCCCGAACGGACCAGGUUCGGCACGUCUGCCGAUACCGGAGCGAGCAAUAACGAGGCAGGCUUCGGCUGUCCAGGAAGGCGCGAGAGGUGGAGCGAAGGGGGGGGAGGUUGGGGGACGAGAGGGGCGGAGCGCGGGCGGUCGGUGGUGGCGCACGCGGUGGUGGGUGGGGAGAUUGCGCUGGGUCCCGCGGUGGUGGCGCAAGUGAUAGAUGACCUCGGGCUUGACGCGCUGCUGUUCCUGCUCACCACCGUCAUCAUCGUGCCCACGUGCAAGUGGCUCAAGAUAAGCCCUAUCCUGGGGUUCCUGGGCGCGGGGCUGGUGUUUUCGCGGCUGGGCAUGGGGCAGCACGUGAACGAGAUCGCGCCGGUGUCGGAGCUGGGCAUUCUCUUCCUGCUCUUCCAGAUGGGCAUCGAGCUCUCCGUCGACCGCCUCAAGGAGCUCGCCAAGUACUCCUUCGGCCUCGGCCUCUCGCAGAUCGCAGCAUGCACCCUCGCAUUCGGGUUCUUACUGCAGCCGGCCGACAGCCCCAUCUCCCCUGCGCACCUCCUCUCCCAGGCCUCCUCCCUCCUCACCCUCCUCCCCCCCUCCCUCUCCUCCAUCGUCCCCGCGCUGCCCCCCCUCCCUCCGCUCCCUUUCUCCCUCGACCUCCUCGCCCCCCUCGCGCACCUCACCCCAGACGAAGCUCUUAUCAUCGCUGUCGCGCUCUCGCUCUCCUCGUCCGCCUUCGUCCUUAAUCUCCUGGACGAGCACGACGAGCUGGGAACUAAGUUCGGGUCGGCCACUCUGGGCGUGCUGCUCAUGCAGGAUAUUGCAGUGGUGCCCAUCCUUGCUAUUCUUCCGGUCCUCGAAGGAGGGUUCUCCGCUGCUGCUGGGGCUGCAGGGGAUGCAGCCACGACUACUGCCACCCUCGCCGCCACUGCUGCUGCGCCCAUUGCGGCUGUAGCAACAGCAGGAGUCGCAGAAGCAGCGGCGGGAGCGGCGGCAGGAGCUGUGGGAGUGGCGGGAGCAGCGGGAGCGGCGGCGGGAGCAGCGGCGGCGACAGCAGCAGCAGUGGCAGCAGACCCGUCUGGCUUCGUCUUCUCAGUCGCAGCAGCGCUCCUAGGCGGCCCAGCCAACGUGGCUCUAGCGCAGCUGCUAGUAGCAGGCGCGCUCAAGGCCCUCCUGGGCCUGGGCGCCAUUCUGGUGGGCGCCCAGUGGCUCAUGAAGCCCGCCUUUGCCGCCGUGCAGCGCGCCAAUGCGCCUGAGGCGUUUCUCGCCCUCUCCCUCCUUGCCGUCACUGGCACCUCCCUUGCUACGGACAAGCUCGGAUUUUCCGACUCGCUCGGCGCGUUCCUGGCGGGCGCGAUUCUGUCGUCCACGCCUCUGAAGCACGACGUGGCUCUGUGCACGGGGCCGCUGCAGAAGCUGCUGCUGGGGCUGUUCUUCCUCACCACUGGCUCGUCCAUCGAUGUUGACUUGCUGGUGGAGCAGUGGCCGGCUAUUCUGACGCUGCUUGCCGGCUUGCUGGCAGUCAAGACGGCCGCGGUUGCGCUGCUGGCGCCUCGGUGGGGGCUGAAGGGCAAGGAUGCCAUUCGCACGGCACUGAUUCUGUCUCCAGGAGGGGAGUUUGCAUUUGUGGUUCUGGCGCUGGCCUGUGACCUGGGCGUGCUGCCGACUGAUGUGAACCGGAUUGUGCUUAUAGUGGUGGUGCUCUCCAUGGCGCUUACUCCUGCGCUGGAUGCGCUAGGAUACCUAAUUGCGGGGAUUGGAGGGAGGGAUGAGAGCGAAGACUGGGUGGAUGUAGAAACGGUGGAGAGGAGGAGGCACGGGAAGGUGCUGCCUGGUGAAGGCAGGGGCUUGUUUCUGCCGGCAGGGGUGGUGGAUGUGGAUGUGGACGAGGUAAGGCAGGGAUGGGGUGGAGGAGGGGAGCAUGGGGGGUAUGAGAUGGACGAGUCUUUGGAAGAGCUCGAGAGGAUUGCAUCUGGAGCCAUACCUCCUCCGCCUCCUCUGGAGCCCAAUAUGGUGUUUGCGUCACGGCAAGACGGGGAUGGACAUGGGAGCGGCAACACCGGGGAGGUUUCCAUGUCAGGAGGGGGAAUGGGGGGGGGGUCUGCAGCAGCGAUUAAUCAGGGAGCGGGCGCUGGGGUUUCGGGUGGGGGAGAUGGGUUUGGGGGUGAUGCGUUUGGGGCAGAUGGGUUUGGAGCAGCCACGGGAGCAGCAUCAGUGGCUGCAACAGCAGCAGCUGUGGCAGCAGCGACUGGGAGUGAAGAGGCUUCGGCGGUUGCAAUGGCAGCGGCUGCUGCGGCAGCUGCAGCAGCGGCAGCAGGGUCAAUGGGGGCGAGGCGCGGGAGGGUAGAGAGGGAGAGGGCGGCAAGAAAGCGGGGUGGUGCGUCUGGUCACCGCCGGCGAAGAGGUGGUAGGAGAUGAAUGAAAUAUGGGCUGAUUGGUUAGGUUAGGUCAUGUGCAGAGAGGGCUACAGGCGAUGUGAGUGGAGUUUGGACGAUGGAUGGUUCAUGUAGAUCUGGAACUGAUACUGGAUCUACGAAGCAUGUGUUUUAGGCACCUGUCGUCCUUUGGACGAUGGUUGAUUGCAUUAGGCUAUUCAUGGUUCUCAUGUACAGUGAUAUUGUUUAAUUAGUGGCCGGCUGAAGUUAUUGUUGGUCGGUGUUGUCAAACAUAUUUGUAAAUGUUAUAAUAGGCUAGAU
Messenger RNA from Closterium sp. NIES-67, 3674 nucleotides. The record is from the annotation of a GenBank genome assembly. Lineage: Eukaryota; Viridiplantae; Streptophyta; Zygnematophyceae; Desmidiales; Closteriaceae.